Rhodotorula toruloides NP11 is the source of this 1842-nucleotide messenger RNA. RefSeq names its product transcription factor Nrm1/Whi5. The record is from RefSeq and is a predicted model, not a curated record. The coding region runs from base 1 to 1842 and encodes 613 amino acids. The transcript has 2 exons. NCBI's taxonomy places the organism in Eukaryota, Fungi, Basidiomycota, Microbotryomycetes, Sporidiobolales, Sporidiobolaceae.
AUGCAGCAGCCAGACUCGCCGUUCCAGACGGGCUCACCAUCCGCGUCGCCGUUUGCGGGAGCGCAGCACGCCUCGAUGGGUCAGGCGGACCGAACCGCGUUUGGGACAGCGGGCGCGCACUCGCCGAUGCCGCUGAGCGGAACCAACACGCCUGCGCCGCUCUCGGCGGGCAGUACGGGGUCAGGGAUGGCGGCGCACCAGGCGAGGGACACACCGGGAGUGGGCUUGUCGCCCGUCGAUCCCUUCGCGCAUCUUGUCGGAGGCAACUCGUUCGCGGGGGGCUCCAUUGCGGCUGAGAUGCAAGGGAACGGUAUGUUUGAUGGCAUGGGCGGCGCCAGGCUCGACAAGGGAAAGGGCGUUGCGCGCGAAACGAGCCUCGAGGGCGAGGGGGACGAGGAGGAGCGGCAGAAGAAGGUCGAGCGCGUCCUGAAGCGUGCCGAGGCGUCUAGGCUCGCGCGCAACUUCCGCAACCGCCUCGCUCUCGCUUCGUUCAAGACGCAGCGUGGAUGGCAGGACGUCAAGCUCGAUAUCAUCGAGCCUCACAUGCAGCAAGAGUCGCUGCGCCGCAAGCAGCAGAUGCAGAACACGCCAAUCGACCCGAGUUUGCAGCACCAGAUCGCGCAAGGUGUCGGUUCCUAUGGCCAGCCGCAAGCCUACGCGCCCGCCUAUUCACCUCCGACUAUCCAGCACCCUCCUCAUGGUCAUCGCCACGUCCCCGAGUACCAGCAGCACAUGGCCGGCGGCAUGGACGCCGUCCUCGACGCCAACGCAGGCGCAGGACCUUCGUCGCACCCGAACAAGCGUCCUCGUCUCGACGGCGUUGCAGGCGGCGGACGCCGCUCAGGCGAUUUGUACAGCGGCGACGCUGUCUACGCGCCGCAGCCUCAGCCGACCUACUCCUUCUCGCCUUACGCGACCGACAACGUCUACCAACCCAAACCUUCCUUGUCCGCCUCGCACUCGUCGACCUCGACGCCGCGCGGUCAACACGCGCAGGAGGGCCGAGCGUCCUCGUCGCGUCGCCGUGCAGGCCACGCCGAAGCCAAGUCUGCCUCUCCCGCCGUCUCUGCCUCGCCUCGAACCCGCACCCGCACUUCCUCUCGCCGCGGAUCACCCGCCAAGCAGCCUCUCUCGUCCAACGAUCCGACUUUCUCGUCUUUCGUCGACGCCGCGACCGCCUUGACUGGCAUGGCGAGGGCGCCUUCUGACCCGUCUGCUGGCAGCGGGAGCGACGAAGGCGGCAGCCAGCCUCACGCAAACGGCAGCGUCGACCCCUUCUCCGGCCACGCCCAGCACCCGCCUCCUCGUCCAUCAACGCCCGAACGGCAGGUCGUCAAACUGCCUGGCGCGCCCGGCGUCAACGGCAGCGGCGACGGAGCGGCCGAAGGCGCAGCCGAGCUCAUGCUCUACCUCGCCGCGUCGCCUUCGCCGGUACAGAGCCGCAAGACGGUGCCGAACACCACGAUGGGCGACGGGAUGAAAGGUCGCAGGCUGUUCUCGGGCGGAGACGGCGGCGCGAGUGCUGUCUUUGGAGGGGACCUGAACAGUCUUUCGACUGCAUCGUCGUCAGGGGCGCUCGAGGACCCGUUCUCGACACCGACUGAGCCGUCCAAGUCGACCUCCGCCGCAUCGCUCGGGAUCGGCGCACCCGGUACACCAGGUCGACAACGCCAGCCGAGCCUGAACGGCGGAUGGGAGAGCUUCAUCAAUGCGAGUCCGAGCCCGAAACGGUCGAGGCGGAGUGCGGCGGCGGCGAACAAGUACAUCUCGCAUGGGGCGGAGGAGGACUCGCCGCCUCAUGGGGGGACAGGAGGAGGAGGCGAAGCGCAAGCCGCUUGGUGA